AUGGGAUUUUUCCGCUUCCUUAACUGCUGCACUGCAGUGCCAGUGGAUGGAGUUCAUGGAGGGGUGGUGGAGAGCACCCAGGAGAUUAGGAAGAAACUCAAGAAGUACAAACUUGAGGACUUGAAGAGAGAGCUGGGGGCUUUGGGCAUUCAGCCCGAUGAGGACCGUAAGAAUGAGAAGAAACUCAAGAGGGAGCUGAGGAAGGUUCUCCUGAGGGAACUGAAGAGAACGGAGCUGGAGAGAGCCGAACGGAGGCGAGGGCGGGCGGAGGGGGACCCAGAGGCAGAGAAAGGAGCCGAGGAGCCUGCAGAUGGAGGAAGGGCAGCUGGUCUGGACAACGCUGAGCAGCAGGAUGGAGACUCGGCUGCAAAUGGUCCAAUGAAGGAGAAGGGUCAAAAGGAGAAAGAUGCCCUGCUUAUCGACCUACUGGCUGACAUGACUGACAGCGUGGACGAGGUCAAUGGUAUCCUAAGCGAGGCCGGAUGUGUUCUGAGGCUAGUUAAAGCAGCUGGGGUGACCAAUCCAGAGGAAAAGGACAUUGACCAGGAUAUGGUGGCUGUCCUGGAUGACCUGUUGGACAAGGUUGACUCUAAUAUGACUCUGACAGGAGAGCAGCAGGGAGAGAAGGACAGUGAAGUAGUGGCAGUCCAUUCUGAUAUGGUAGCCAAGGUUGACUCCAUCUCAAAUCAAGCUGCUACCAAGAUUAACAGGAAUGUGGAGGACGCCACUGAAGUCUCUGCCGUGCUAAAUGACAUUCCAGAUGGGGUGGAUAAUGCUAUGAAUCUGGAAGCUGAGCAGAAAGCAGAGAGGGACCGUGAGGUGGAGGCCGUCCUCUCUGAUGUUUUAGUCAAAGUUGAUUGUGUCUCAAAGCAACAAAGAGCAAGAGAGGAGGGAACAGCUGAAGCGAUUUCUGUUCUUGAUGACCUCCUGGAUGGCGUAGCCUCUGCUUUGAAGCUAAAAGAAGAAAAGCAGGAAGUGAUAUCCGAAAUAAAGACUGUCCUGAACAACAUUCUUGAAGACGUGGACUCUAAUCUGAAUUUGACCACAACACUGAAAGGAGAGGAGAAGGAGGGCACGUCUGUGGCGAAGGCUGUGCUUACUGAUCUCUUGGACAACGUAGACUCUGCUCUGACAGAGCGGGACAAAGCUGCCACUGAGAUGGCCCACAUAGAGCCUAAGGGUAUUCUGGAUAUGGUGGACACUGACCUGAAUCUGAUCAAAGAACUGGACGCGGUUAGAAAGGAGGAAAAGGAGAAAACUGAGGCUAUGCACUUGGAUGGAGGUGAAGCAGCACAUAACAUCAAGCUGGACAUGCAACUUCUUGAGGGUCUGCCACUGGCUCAAGCUGGGCACCUGAGUGUAGGAGAAGCUGCCGCCAAAGACAAGAUGGAGGACAAAGAAGCACAGGAAGAUGAUGAGAGUGUUUUACCAGCUGAACACAAACACAAACACAAGACGAGGAGAGGAAAGCGAGGCAGGGGAGCCAAGAGAGGAGCGAAAGCUAAAGAGACCAGGGAGAGUGACCACCCAGGCGGUCAAGACGUAGACAACGAGAAAAGGAAGGAGCCCGAGAGGCAGGGCGACCGAGCAGGAAACAACGUGCUAUGGAGACCCGCUGCUGUGGACAGGCAGUGGAGGGGACAGAGGUUUGGGCCCAGUGGACACAGAAAACAAUCCAGCCAUCAGCCUGUCCGAGAGGACAAGAAGGGAGAGAGGGUGGAGAGGCAAAGAAAACCACCAACUGAGAGAGGACAGAGGCGCGGACAGGAGGUGACCACCCCAGCACAGAGGCACGGGAACAAACAGCCCCAGGACAUGGGAAGGAACCGAUUGAGAGAGAGAGAUAACACAGAUUGGAACGGAAGGAUGGAGAGAGGAACCAGAGCUUGGUGGAACAGGGCCUGGGAGCAGGAGAGCCAGGCUGAGCAUGGCUGGUAUGGUAGAGAUGGGUACUGGUACUGGGCUGGCCCGAGGAGGGGACCUGCAGUGGACAGGAGAGACCGAGGAGGAGACCUGCAAUAGAAGACCACAAGCAGAGGAAGCACAGUCAUGAUUAGCCUGCCUGAUAAGUUUGCUGCUGCUGCUGGAGUCUUGUAGACUUCUACUGUGCUACAAAAUCUCCCUUUUAUCACAUUAAAUCAAAAUCACAAUCAUUAUCACUCUUUAUU
Messenger RNA from Alosa alosa (allis shad), 2168 nucleotides. RefSeq lists its product as uncharacterized. Lineage: Eukaryota; Metazoa; Chordata; Actinopteri; Clupeiformes; Clupeidae. The coding region runs from base 1 to 2022 and encodes 673 amino acids. The record is from RefSeq and is a predicted model, not a curated record. The transcript has 13 exons.